This is a messenger RNA of Diorhabda sublineata, 2037 nucleotides long. RefSeq names its product LIM and SH3 domain protein Lasp. The transcript is spliced from 5 exons. The record is from RefSeq and is a predicted model, not a curated record. Gene Ontology annotation, molecular function: actin filament binding. Lineage: Eukaryota; Metazoa; Arthropoda; Insecta; Coleoptera; Chrysomelidae. Gene Ontology annotation, cellular component: focal adhesion. Bases 145 to 1038 code for a protein of 297 amino acids.
UAUGUCAAAAUUUUAGUGGGUUGGGUUACUGGUCAAUCAGUUUCUUGUUUUUAUAGUUAACGAGUUGAUAAAUUUUAUGGAAGUAAUAAUAUUUACUUAACCGAAUAAUUAAUGUAAAUUGAUUUUUAUUUAAUUAUUACAAAGAUGAGUAAAAAGUGUGCGAGGUGUGAAAAAACCGUUUAUCCUACAGAAGAACUAAAGUGCUUGGACAAGGUUUGGCAUAAGCUAUGUUUCAAAUGCAAGGACUGUGGAAUGGCAUUAAACAUGAGGAACUACAAGGGUUUCAACAAGGAACCAUAUUGCGAGGCUCACAUUCCAAAAGCAAAAGCAACGACGAUGGCUGAAACCCCCGAAUUGAAACGUAUAGCUGAAAAUACCAAACUUCAAUCCAAUGUAAAAUAUCAUGCGGAUUUUGAAAAGAGUAAAGGCAAGUUCACGCAGGUCGCGGACGAUCCGGAAAUGUUAAGAAUCAAACAAAAUACAAAGAUAAUUAGCAACGUAGCAUAUCAUGGUGAUCUUUUAAGGAAAGCUGAGAUGGAACAGAAGAGGCAAAUCGGUGAUAAUUCAAACGGUUUCAAAGAUCCCGAUGUUAAAAACGCCAAUCAUCCCUCGCCGCCGGCUUACAACCCCCCGCCUUCUUCAUCUAAUACACCCGCUCCAGUUCCGAAUAGCGUCGGCAAAAUCAGCGAUUACGAUCCUCAAGGAUCAGCCGGACAAUUUCAGAGCCCUUAUUCCUCGAGAAAUUCACAGACGCUCAUCUAUUCAUCGGAUGUCGGAAGCGUAACUAAUCCACCUCAACGGCAUAUAGGUUCUGUUCAUGAUAUGGAUCCCGUAAACCAUAAUUAUGGCUCGUUGGGUCGUGUAUACCGCGCUAUGUACGAUUACGAAGCUCAAGAUGUCGACGAAGUCAGUUUUCAAGAUGGAGAUUUAAUAAUAAACGUAAGGAGCAUCGAUAGUGGAUGGAUGACUGGGGAGGUGCAACGUACCGGACAAGUGGGAAUGCUUCCUGCUAAUUACGUUCAGAUGGUUAAUAUCUGAAGAUAUUUUACUGUUCUCACCAUUUUUAUAUUAAAAAAAAAACUAUGAAUUUGAUUUAAUUACAAUUUAAAGUGGUGCAAAUUUAAUUCAUAGUUUUUUUUAUACGUACAUAUAUAGAAGAAAACCAGUGAUGAUCAUUUUCUCUUUAAUUUUUUAAAUCGUAAAUUUGACAAUGAGUUAGUGUGCCCAAUGUUGCCAGUUUUUCGGUUUUUCAAAAAAAAUUUUUUCUCCGGAACUGAAACUUUUCUAUUAUUAAUUUUAGAAAAAAAAUCUAUUUUUAAUAAAAUGUUGUGUUUGUUUUAAAAUUUGAAAUACAAUCGUAAAGUAUCGAAUUUUUGUAGUCAUAUACGAGGUGUGUUGAAAAAUAUGAGUAAUAUGGAAAUAAUUGUUUGGCAGUCAAAACUAAGGUGAAUGUAAAUGUAUUUAAUUACAAAUUUACAAUAUUUUCUUAUUAAUAGCAAUUAAAAAAAUUGUUAAAUAUUAAUCAUGAAUAAAAUUCAUACUUUUCGACUAACCUCGUAUACCAUUGAAAUAAAUCGAUAACUGAUGAUUGCAUUUCACAUUUUUGAAGGUUUAGAACGUUUUAUUAAAAAUAACUUUUUUCCUUAAAUUAAUAAUAAAAGAGUUUUCGCUAAUUUUCAACUUGAACUUUUUGUUUUUCAAAAAAAAAUUUUUUCUUUGAAAAUCUUUCGAAUUUUCAUUUUAUUUUCGAAAUCGUUAAUUACAUUUAAUAAUUUUCGAUUAUAGGGUAAAAUAUUUUAUCAUUUCGAACUAAAUAAAGAAAAUCGUUCAGGAAAAACCGUUUUUGAAAGAAAAGUUGAAAAAACCGUGGCGAAAACUUUGUUAUUAUCAAUUUUAGAGAAAAAAGUUAUUCUUGAUAAAACGUUCAGCUUGUUUCAAAAUCUAGGAUACAACCGUCAGUUAUAAAAAUUUGUCAGCUAUAUACGGGGUACGUUCAAAAAUCUCAAUUUUUAUUAAGGAGUAAUAUUAAAAAAUAUC